Messenger RNA from Octopus bimaculoides (California two-spot octopus), 2068 nucleotides. RefSeq lists its product as uncharacterized. Gene Ontology annotation, biological process: regulation of transcription by RNA polymerase II. Gene Ontology annotation, cellular component: nucleus. Gene Ontology annotation, molecular function: DNA-binding transcription factor activity, RNA polymerase II-specific; RNA polymerase II transcription regulatory region sequence-specific DNA binding. The record is from RefSeq and is a predicted model, not a curated record. NCBI's taxonomy places the organism in Eukaryota, Metazoa, Mollusca, Cephalopoda, Octopoda, Octopodidae.
UAGUUUUUAGUCCUUCCUCUGUCCUCUUUCCACAUACUGUCUACCUGGCAGAGAUGUCCAAGUCGACAGCCAGUUCGGGACCUGGCAAGAAAAACCGUAGGAAGCGCACGUCCAUCACAGGUGAACUGUUGGAAUGUCUGGAGAUGUUUUAUCGCAAAAACUCACGGCCCGAUCGUUGCGAGAGACGUCAGUUGGCUGUAGAAAUUGGCAAACCAGAGAACUUGGUUCGAAUUUGGUUCCAAAACCGUCGAGCUAAGCAACGUAGGGAAAGUCAGCUGCUCUUAAAGCAAAUGGUUCCGACCAUUAUUGUUGAACCUCAUCAACAUAACGGUAAAGCUAACUCUGGUGGAAGUAAGACGUUACAGACAGUCCUGACUAAUAGCAACAAUAACAGUAGCAUCGAUAAUAAAUUGGUCGAUAGCAAUGAUUCCAUCACGGUCGGUGGCACCACGACGAAGAAUACGGUUGAUAACCAUCAAGUGAAAACCUUGGAGUGUUCUAAAUGUACAGAAGAGAAUAGCUGCACUGAACAUCACCAAUCUCCGUCGUCUUCUUCGUUGCAAUCUCUUCGUCUAGCUUCACAGGAUGAAGGUUCCUCACAGGAAUUUACGACAGACAAUUACAACAUCAACAGCCAAGCUAGUGAUGUGGUACCUUUCAUACUCGACAGUAAAUUGUACUCCCAUGUGUUAAAGAGGAUUGUUGGAAUGGUAGCUGCCGCAGAAUCCGUUCUCGAUGAAACUGAUCCCGAUUUUGCCGAAGCUAUUCUAGAUGCAACUUAUGGAAUUCUCUUAAAAGGCCAGAAAAAGCUACUAUAUGACGAAGUGUUUGGGUUACACGUUGUGGACUCUCCCUGAGUCGAUUCGUCGCCUAUAAAACACGAGGACUCGCCAUUUCCUGUCCAGUUAGCAAGCCUGGAUACAGUUUAUGCCAUGUCCGUAAUCCCCAUCUGUAAUUAACAUGUUAAUUACCACUAAUUAUGUGUACAUUCAGUGAGUUUUCUUUUUUCCACAACUCAUCUAUUACACAUUUGCCUAAAUUCUACAGAUUUAGCAUAAUGUUCUAAAUACUGUAGCACCAUGAUUUUACUGGUGAUAUAUAAUGGUUGAGUUUUUUUUUUUUUUCUUUCAAGAAUUUAGAGAAAUUCCUUGGUGUUCCUAGCAAUACUAAUAAAAGAAUUGUAACUACAGUAAAGUAUUUUUCUUCUGACCGCAAACCUCACACUUGCUGUGCACAAGUACGGCCAGAACAGUAAUAUUUCAGAAUUCCUCUUAGAUUAUUCUAUGUUUAAAACUAUGUAAUUCCCUUCAAUAUGCUACUGUAAUAUAUCACGUUUAUGGAAUACAUAUAUACAUACAUACAUCACACACAUAUACGUGUGUGUGUGUGUGUGUAUAUAUAUAAUACAUACAUACAUCUAUGUAUGUAUGUAAGGUACGUGAGGAAGUACAUUGUGACCAGCGUUGUAUAACAACAUCCUAUAGUCUGGCCGAUACAGUUAUACAGUGAUAUAUUUAUAUGUGUGUGUGUAUGUGUAUUUGCUAUAUCAUAAAUGACCAGAGUAAUAUGGCACAGGUGAAUAAAUAUGAGUGACAUAGUACCUGUGAAUACCCACAGUAUCACUUAGACCACUUGUGACUUGGUCUACCUUGUCCCAAUACCAGUGGCCAACCUUCAGUGUCACACUACUAGCAACCAUCUGCAGCAUGUGACAAUACUAGUGGCUUGCUCACAUUGUCACACCACCAUUCAAUAGACAGAUGAGUGACUAGAUCUAGACAGCCAUAGCACUAGUGACUGAAGCUAACAAUGUAACAGCACCCGUAACUUGAUCUACAUGUCACAAUGAAUCAGUGACAGUAAAGUACUAUUUUCUAAACAGUUGUGACAUUGAGAAGAUGUUGUUACCAAAAUUCUUAUGUUCUUCAACUAAUUUCAGCUAUUAUUUUACCCAUUAGUUCAAAGGAAUUUUAAAUGGAUUAGAUACAGCAAUAAAAUGAAAUACAAAUUAAAAUAACAGUGAUUUAAUUCAUAUGAAGCCAGAUUUAUUCAAAUUCAUAGUUUUGUG